Messenger RNA from Lucilia sericata (common green bottle fly), 801 nucleotides. Its product is annotated as 39S ribosomal protein L50, mitochondrial-like. The coding region runs from base 98 to 667 and encodes 189 amino acids. Lineage: Eukaryota; Metazoa; Arthropoda; Insecta; Diptera; Calliphoridae. Gene Ontology annotation, cellular component: mitochondrion; mitochondrial large ribosomal subunit. The record is from RefSeq and is a predicted model, not a curated record. The transcript is spliced from 4 exons.
GAUUUUUAAGUCAACUUUGUUAUCUUUAUGAAUCCACCAACCGCAUUAACUAAAAAAUAUUAGAAAACUCAGGAAAUUAGCGAAAAAAUAUUGAAGAAUGCAAGCAAAUUUAACUAAAACUUUAAGCAACUUGUUACAAAAAAGUAACACUUGGUCAAGAUGUUACUCAACCAAAGCAAAAACGGUGGGACAAAUUGAGGCUACAGCUCAGUCCAUAAGUGAUAAAGGUUUUCUCCGGCCCCAUAAAACUUAUAAGGCUCCCGCUAAUGUUGCCGAAAAGGUACAGGCGAUUUGCGCCUCUUUACAAAUAUCCAACAAGCAGGAUUAUAAUCUCAAAAACUUGGAGGAGAAAUUUAAAUUUUUACAAGCCUGCUUUAAUGAUUUUCAACACAGUGUACCCAAUUCGCAAGUGCAUGAAUUAAAGACAGUGGGUGAUGUUAUCAAAUUCUACGAAACCUCUGUUAACACCACGGUUCCCUAUGAUGCUUUAAAACAAAUGCAAUUACCCGAAAACUUGCAUAUACAAUAUGAUUAUGUGCGUUUCAAUCCCGAGAAUGAUACGAAGUUUAAUGGACAAACUGCCUUCCCUAAGAGUUCGACUUUAGUGACCGGUCUUAAAUAUCGUGGCAAAUAUGAGGGUCACGAAGCAAAACGUUCUUGGCCUUAAAUUGAAAAAAUUUUAUAUAAUUAGUUUGUUUAUUAUUAAACAUAAACUUUAUUUUUUGUUGAUAAAUAUGUUAAAAGAAUUAAAAUUUCAUUAAAUUUUCCACAGUGGACACCAGAUUGGAAUCCAUUAAAGAG